GUACAGGCGUCGAACUUCUUCCUUGAAGGGGUCAAUCAGAAGGACGUUAACCAGGACAUUUCCCAUCUUAUAAAAGGAUAAAGUUCCUCCAUGUAGGUCGCUGGGACUUGAGGUGGCUGUUCGCUCUCACCGUACUAACAGAUCCCUAGCCAAACAAGCCUCUGGUCGUGGGGAGGAGGAAAGGAGUGUUUCCUGAACGCUGGGUGACCUUUUUUCUCUCGUUCUGCAACCCGCCUGGACAUGAUCCAAUAAAAGAAUCCCAGUCACGUGGGAGCUCGGAAACUAUAAAAGAUAUCUACCUCCAGAGCCUAGGUGAAGUUCGGAGUCGAUCAUCCUCCUGGAAACAUGGAGUGUGCCAUCCGAGAAGCCACCAGCGAAGACUGCGAAUGUUUGAUGAGCUUAAUAAAGGAAAUUGCUGACUAUCAUCACUUGGGAGGCGAGGUAACAAUCAAUUCAGAAGUUUUAAAAGCAGACGGCUUUGGCAAGAACCCGUUCUACAAAUGCAUCCUGGCAGAGAGACCCGUGAGGAACGGAUGCCAGCAAGCCCAUGUUAUCGGCCACGCUCUGUUCUUUUUCGGAUACAGCGUCAUUCAUGGAAGGAUCGUCUACCUCGAAAAUCUGUACGUGGUGUCUGAAUUCAGAGGUAAAGGGAUCGGAAGACAGUUAUUGAGCAAAGUGGCAGAGAUGGCCCUGGAAGCCGGCUGUGUAGAGAUAAAGUUUGUGACCAUGGAGUGGAACGCCCGGGCCAAGGCUUUUUACACCCGCCUUGGGGCGCACGACACCACCGAGUCAGAGCAGUGGCAUUGCAUGGAGCUUGGGAGGGAGGGCUUGGAGAGGCUGGCGCAGAGUGAGAAGUCGCCUUGAGAGGAUCUGUGGCAAGCGGUCGGAUCCAGCCAGGAGGCAGAGAACCAGGGAAACAGCGUCGCUUGCUUUCUCUUCCAGUUUUCUUCCUUCCACCUUGUCUCUUACCCACACAUCGAAAGGAAUAUUAAAUACGUUUCUUAAAUGGUAGUCAUGUAGAUUUUGAAUUCAUGCCUGGAGACUGUACUGGAAUGGAUGCAGUCGAAUGGAUUGAGGCUGAACCCGGACAAGACGGAGGUCUUGAGGGGGGGGGCGGUCCCUCCAUCAGCGGCAUAGGUGACUCCCUUCCCUUUGGAGGGAUGACCCUCACUGGAAGGAGAAAACUAGAAACCGGGCCUUCUUGGCGGUUGCCCCUCAGCUGUGGAACA
Messenger RNA from Pogona vitticeps (central bearded dragon), 1229 nucleotides. NCBI's taxonomy places the organism in Eukaryota, Metazoa, Chordata, Lepidosauria, Squamata, Agamidae. The record is from RefSeq and is a predicted model, not a curated record.